Messenger RNA from Pestalotiopsis fici W106-1, 930 nucleotides. RefSeq lists its product as uncharacterized. Gene Ontology annotation, biological process: lipid catabolic process. Gene Ontology annotation, molecular function: triacylglycerol lipase activity. NCBI's taxonomy places the organism in Eukaryota, Fungi, Ascomycota, Sordariomycetes, Amphisphaeriales, Sporocadaceae. Bases 1 to 930 code for a protein of 309 amino acids. The record is from RefSeq and is a predicted model, not a curated record. The transcript has a single exon.
AUGUUCCAGCCACCAGAGCCAAACCGCUAUGGCAUUCCGACUGGCCAUGAAAAGCUUAAUGCUAUGCUGGAACGCGGGUGGUUUGUGACGAUACCCGACUUUGAGGGACCCCGCGCGGCCUUUGGCGCAACCGUGCAGGCCGGCCACGCCACAAUUGACGGCAUCCGCGCUGUGCUCUCCCUAGCCGGACACCCCGAGUAUCCACUCCCCGAUUCCGCGGACAAGAUCAGGUAUGCCAUGUGGGGAUACAGCGGCGGCUCACUGGCAUCCGAGAAAGCUGCCGAGCUGCAAGUCCAGUACGCGCCCGAAAUGACAUCGGGGUUCGUCGGCGCCGCGCUCGGGGGCCUGGUGAGCAGCGCCGCGUCCGUGUGGGAGGCCACUAACAAGACGCUCUAUGCGGGGAAUUUGGUCCUCAUCUUGCUCGGUACUAUGAAUGAGUACCCCGAGUUCGAUGCCCACGUUCGUAGCCGCCUCAAGACCGAGGGUCCUCGAAAUGCAGAUGGGUUCCUCGAGGGUCUCAAGAUGAAUUCCCUUCUGGCCUUCCAGGCCUAUGCGAAUCAGGAUAUUUACGAGUACUUUGUCGGCGGGCGAGAGGCCAUUGAGAGUUCCGAAGUGUACCGCAGAAUCCGCCACACCGAGUGGACCUUGGGUUUCCAUGGCUGCCCGACCAUGCCUCUCUACAUCUACAAGGCCGUUGCUGACGAGAUGACGCCGAUUGCCGAUACGGAUGAGCAUGUUGCGCUCUAUAAGCGCUUUGGGGCAUCCAUUCUGUACGAGCGCAACACGGCUGGUGGCCAUGUCCCCGAGAUUGUGAAUGGCCAAGAACGUGCCAUGAAGUGGCUCAUUGAUGUUUUGGAAAAUUCGCAUGUGCAAGAGGGUGUCACUAUUCGCGAUGUAAGCGUGGACGAGUACAAGCAUCCGGCCCUGUGA